This is a messenger RNA of Ogataea philodendri, 750 nucleotides long. RefSeq lists its product as uncharacterized. The record is from RefSeq and is a predicted model, not a curated record. NCBI's taxonomy places the organism in Eukaryota, Fungi, Ascomycota, Pichiomycetes, Pichiales, Pichiaceae. Bases 1 to 750 code for a protein of 249 amino acids. The transcript is spliced from 3 exons.
AUGAACUCGUUCCAGCCUAAAGCAACAACAAGACAGUACAUCCAGAAUGGAAUCGACGUCAUGCUCGACAUUACCGACCGUUUGGCCUCAAUCUCUGCAAACGGAACUUCCUCGUCCUCCUCGUCGAGGUCCUCAAACUCGCCCGAAGAAAUGUUCACCGGCGGAACAACCUCUUCGUUGGUCUUGGCAAGCACGAUCCUGCUGAACGUCGGUAGCAGCUUCAACACAGCCUCUCUAGCCUUGUUGUACUGCUGGUCAAUCUCCAGAGUGUUGGUCCACAUCUUUGGUACACCCUGCUCGUCGUACCUAAACAGAUCCUCGAACUUGUUUCUCAAGAUCCGCGACACUGUGUCCUCGCAGCAUGAUCUCGUCACAACGGAACCGUGCAACCAGAAUUUGUUGGGUAGGCAGGUCGAGGUCCUUGUUCUCCUCGAUUUGCUGCCAGAUCUGAUCCAUAUAAAUAGUCCAGGCGUCGAUAGGGAUGUUCCGGUGGUACUCGUUUUUGAAGAGCUCUGUGGAUGCAAACCGGUCGCCAAGAAGCUGGAUAUCGUGCUCAAACUUGUCUGGCUGGAAAUGUUUAUGUGCAAUGCUGGUGAACUUGAGAUCAAAGAAGUCUGUGAUUGUCAGGUCUUGACAGGACUCUGGUUUACUCAACGAGGACCAGAUCUUGUUAAGGUCGGCCAUCAAACUAUUGGACAAGUUCUCGAUGGGUGUCAUGUCGGUGAAGUCACGGAUCACAAACAAAAGUAG